This is a messenger RNA of Rattus norvegicus (Norway rat), 1650 nucleotides long. NCBI's taxonomy places the organism in Eukaryota, Metazoa, Chordata, Mammalia, Rodentia, Muridae. The record is from RefSeq and is a predicted model, not a curated record.
AUGCCCAAGGAUGUCCUGACCUAUGAUGAUGUGCAUGUGAACUUCACUGAGGAAGAGUGGGCAUUGCUGAAUCCUUCUCAGAAGAGUCUCUACCAAUGUGUAAUGCUGGAGACCUGUAGGAAUCUCAGUGCUAUAGGCUACAUUUGGGAAGACCAUACUACUGAAGAAUAUUGUAAACAUUCUGGAAGACAUGGAAGGUAUGAAAGAAGUUUUACUGGAAAGCAAACCUUUGAUUUUAUUCAGAAUGGUAAUGGCUUUGCAGUUCAGAGUCAUACCCAAAGGCAUAAUGGGGAGAAGACCUAUGAAGGUAACCUAUGUGGCAAAGCUUUUGUACAGAGGAAUAAUCUCAAAACACAUAAAAGGACACAUAAUGGAGAAGAACCUUCUCAAUGUAACCAAUGUUGUAAAGACAUUGUAAGAAGCAGUGCUCUCCAAAAUCAUAAAGGAACACACACAGGAGAGAAACGCUGUGAAUGUAAUCAAUGUGGGAAAGCCUUUGCACAAAGGAGUUGUCUCAAAAGACAUAAAAGAUCAUGUAAUGCAGAAAAACGUUAUAACUGUAACCAAUGUUGUAAAGCCUUUGUACAAAACCAUAAUCUCCAAAAAUAUAAAAGGACCCAUACAUUACAGAAACCCUAUGAAUGUAACCAAUGUGGCAAAGCCUUUGCACACAGCAGUACUCUUCAAAAUUAUAAAAGAACACACACAGGCGAGAAGCCCUAUGAAUGUCACCAAUGUGGCAAAGCCUUUGCACAGAGCAGUACUCUCCAAAGCCAUAUAAGAACUCAUACAGGAGAGAAACCCUAUGAAUGUAACCAAUGUGGCAAAGCUUUUGCAGACAGCAGUACUCUCCAAAGACAUAUAAGAACUCAUACAGGAGAGAAACCCUAUGAAUGUAAGCAAUGUGGCAAAGCCUUUGCACACAGCAGUACUCUCCAAAAACAUAAAAGAACACACACAGGAGAGAAACCCUAUGAAUGUAAGCAAUGUGGCAAAGCCUUUACAGACAGCAGUACUCUCCAAAAACAUAAAAGAACACACACAGGAGAGAGACCCUAUGAAUGCAAUCAAUGUUGUAAAGCCUUUACACGAAACAGUCAUCUCCAACAUCAUAUAAGAACACAUACAGGUGAGAAGCCUUAUGAAUGUCACCAAUGUGGCAAAGCCUUUGCAUAUAGCAGUCAUCUCCAAAGCCAUAUAAGAACUCAUACAGGAGAGAAACCCUAUGAAUGUAAGCAAUGUAGCAAAGCCUUUGCAGACAGCCGUACUCUACAACAACAUAAAAGAACACACACAGAAGAGAAACCCUAUGAAUGUAAUCAAUGUUGUAAAGCCUUUACACGAAACAGUCAUCUCCAACGUCAUAUGAGAACACAUACAGGCGAGAAACCCUAUGAAUGUAACCAAUGUGGCAAAGCCUAUGCAGACAGCAGUACUCUCCAAAAACAUAAAAGAACACACACAGGAGAGAAACCCUAUGAAUGUAAGCAAUGUGGCAAAGCCUUUGCAGACAGCAGUACUCUCCAAAGACAUAUAAGAACACACACAGAAGAGAAGCCCUUUGAGUGUAACAAAUGUGGCAAAGCCAUUGCACGCAGCAGUACUCUCCAAAGACAUAUAAGAACACACACAGAAGAGAAACCCUAUGAG